AUGACCGUUGCCCAUCAUGAAGAGAAACCACACGUGGCCGUUUUGGCGUUCCCUUUUGGUUCACACGCAGGUCCACUCCUCAACCUGGUGCGUAGAACUGCAGCAGAGAUUCCUGAAGUCACCUUCUCGUUCUUCAGUACAAAAAAAUCAAAUGCUUCAAUAUUCAAUGGUCUCAACGAGGAACAACUUCUUAACAUAAAGCCUUAUGAAGUGGAUGAUGGGAUACCAGAGGAUUUUGUAAUUACUGACCCCGUUAUUGAACCCCUUAACAUGUUCAUCAAUGUCACGCCAGGGAACUAUAAAACUGCCAUGGAUGAAGUUGCGGCAAAGACGGGGAAGCACAUUACUUGCUUGCUCACUGAUGCGUUUUAUUGGUUUGCUGCGGACAUGGCAGAAGAAAUGCAUGCCAAGUGGGUCCCCCUAUGGACUGCUGGACCCCACCCUCUCCUUGCACAUGCUUCCACAGAUCUGAUAAGGGAAAAAUUGGGCCCCGAGGGAGUGAAGGAAAACAGGGAUAUCGAUUUUCUUACCGGUUUCAAUGGGGUAAAGGUUUCAGACUUACCUGAAGGAGUAGCAGAACAUUUAGAAAACCCCUUUACAAUAAUGGUACACAAAAUGGGACAAUACUUGCCGCGGGCAACCGCAGUUAUCAUAAACUCCUUCACUGAAGUGCACCUUCCAAUAGCUCAUGAUCUGGAGUCUAUGUUUCACAUGUUCCUCAACAUUGGUCCAUUUAUUUUGACAACGCCACAAUCUGUUACUCCAGAUAACGAAGGCUGCAUAGAAUGGUUGAACAAGCAAGAGGAAGGGUCAGUAGUAUAUAUAAGCUUUGGAAGUGUGAUAAUACCACCACCCCAUGAGUUAACAGCAUUAGCUGAGGCCUUAGAAGAAAGUAACUAUCCAUUUAUUUGGGCAUUUAGGGGUAAUCCUGGAAAACAAUUACCAGAAGGGUUCUUGGAAAGAACAAGCACGAGAGGGAAAGUUGUUGGAUGGGCACCCCAAAUGCAAAUUCUAAGACAUUCAGCGGUUGGUGUGUGUGUGACACAUGGUGGGUGGAAUUCAAUUUUGGAUUGCAUAGUUGGGGGUGUGCCUAUGAUUUCUAGACCAUUUUUUGGAGACCAAAUGUUAAACACAGCGAUUCUAGAACAUGCGUGGGGGAUCGGUGUCGGAGUUGAAAAUGGGGUUUUGGCUAAAGAUGGCACUUCGAGAAUUUUGGAAUCAGUCAUGUCAAAAGAGCAAGGAAAGAUAAUGAGGCAAAAAAUAGGGGAACUCAAGGACGCAGCAAUGGCAGCUGCUGGACCCGAAGGUGAUUCUACAAAGAAUAUCUUUACUUUAAUAGAAAUUUUAACUACUUCACAUUCUGACUGUCCAUCGCAACCGCAACAACGUUUUAGAGGUCUUCGUAACAAGAUCGCGGGGGCAUUUGCUGCUGCACAUGCCAGAUUUACCCGCCGCCAUAACCAACAUCAACAUUAG
Messenger RNA from Abrus precatorius (Indian licorice), 1476 nucleotides. RefSeq names its product flavonoid 3-O-glucosyltransferase-like. NCBI's taxonomy places the organism in Eukaryota, Viridiplantae, Streptophyta, Magnoliopsida, Fabales, Fabaceae. The record is from RefSeq and is a predicted model, not a curated record. The transcript has 2 exons. Bases 1 to 1476 code for a protein of 491 amino acids. Gene Ontology annotation, molecular function: UDP-glycosyltransferase activity.